This is a messenger RNA of Lytechinus pictus (painted urchin), 915 nucleotides long. RefSeq names its product golgin subfamily A member 6-like protein 22. The coding region runs from base 1 to 915 and encodes 304 amino acids. The record is from RefSeq and is a predicted model, not a curated record. Lineage: Eukaryota; Metazoa; Echinodermata; Echinoidea; Temnopleuroida; Toxopneustidae. The transcript has a single exon.
AUGAACAAAGAAAAAACAAAAGAAGAAGAAAAGAUCCAUCCUUCCAAGAGUUUGAGAGUAACCUCAAUAAGAGAAGACGACAAGAUCCGGAAUACAGAGAAAAUGAACAAAGAGAAAACAAAAGAAGAAGAAAAGAUCUAUCCUUCCAAGAGUUUGAGAGUAACCUCAAUAAGAGAAGACGACAAGAUCCGGAAUACAAAGAAAAUGAACAAAGAAAAAACAAAAGAAGAAGAAAAGAUCUAUCCUUCCAAGAGUUUGAGAGUAACCUCAAGAAGAGAAGACGACAAGAUCCGGAAUACAGAGAAAAUGAACAAAGAAAAAACAAAAGAAGAAGAAAAGAUCCAUCCUUCCAAGAGUUUGAGAGUAACCUCAAGAAGAGUAGAAGACAAGAUCCGGAAUACAAAGAUAAUGAACAAAGAAAAAACAAAACAAGAAGAAGAGAUCCGUCCUUCCAAGAGUUUGAGAGUAACCUCAAUAAGAGAAGACGACAAGAUCCGGAAUACAAAGAAAAUGAACAAAGAGAAAACAAAAGAAGAAGAAAAGAUCUAUCCUUCCAAGAGUUUGAGAGUAACCUCAAUAAGAGAAGACGACAAGAUCCGGAAUACAAAGAAAAUGAACAAAGAAAAAACAAAAGAAGAAGAAAAGAUCUAUCCUUCCAAGAGUUCGAGAGUAACCUCAAGAAGAGAAGACGACAAGAUCCGGAAUAUAAAGAAAUUGAAAAAAGAAACAAUAGAAAGAGAAGAAGAGCUCCGUCAUUCCAAGAAUUUGAGAGAAACAUCAACAAACAAAGGAGAAGCAAUCCAGCAUACAGAGAGAAAGAAUCUAAAGAUGACGCUUUACGUAAACAAAGCAACAGAUUUCCCUCCAAUACAAUUGAUGAACUUGUGGAGCACUUUAAAGAAGCAGUAUCAGUAG